AUGGGAGGAGGGUGCGGUUUAGGUGGUGCAAGUGGAACAAAUGGUUCAAGCAAAGGUGGGGAUGCAGGUGGGUCAGACAACGUAGGAGAUGUAGGUGAAGACAUGGGAUCAAGGGAUGGAGAGGAUAAUAAAGAUGAUAAUCAACGUAAGAGGUGGCUGUGGUUAGAAAUCAUGGGACCAGUAAUUACCUUAAUGAUGCUUAAUCUAGUCAUUUUGUUUUGUUAUUUACGAAGGAGAAGGCAUGAAUCUACUGAAUCACGCAAAAAAUAUGGGAGAGACAAUGUGAACCCAUUUUUCAUUCAGUUAAAGGGUAAUGUAGCAACUGAUGAAUUCAGUAGCACAAACAUGCUUCAGCUGGAUGGGAAGAGAGAUCAUGAACUGCCAUUAUUCAGCUUUUGUAGCCUAGAAACUGCUACAGAUCACUUCUCUGCAGGUAACAAGCUUGGGGAAGGUGGUUUUGGACCUGUUUAUAAGGGUAAGCUGAAAGAUGGACAAGAAAUUGCAGUGAAAAGACUCUCAAGAAAGUCUGGACAAGGAUUAGAAGAGUUCAAAAAUGAGGUCAUGUUGAUUUCCAAGCUCCAACAUCGCAAUCUUGUCAGACUUUUGGGUUGUUGCAUUCAAGCGGAAGAAAAGAUAUUGAUCUACGAGCUUAUGCCCAACAAAAGCUUGGAUUCUUUCCUUUUUGAUCCAACAAAGCAAGCCCUACUAGAUUGGAGAAAAAGGGUCUGUAUUGUUGAAGGGAUUGCUCAGGGUCUUCUUUACCUUCACAAAUACUCUAGGUUAAGAAUUAUCCACAGAGACUUAAAAACCAGCAAUAUUUUGCUGGAUGGAAACAUGAACCCCAAAAUAUCAGAUUUUGGCACGGCAAGGAUUUUUGGAGAGGAUGAAUUUCAAGCAAAUACAAGAAGGAUCAUUGGCACAUAUGGUUACAUGUCGCCUGAGUACGCCAUGGAUGGCCUUUUCUCGGAGAAAUCUGAUGUCUUUAGCUUUGGAGUAAUGAUGCUGGAGAUAGUAAGUGGUGAGAAGAACAUUGGAUUUUAUCACUCGGAUCGAGGUCUAAAUUUAUUAGGAUAUGCAUGGGAUAUGUGGAGAGAAGGCAAAAUGUUGGAGUUGAUGGACCAAACUUUAGCUGAUUCAUGUUGCAUACACGAGUUCAUCCGAUGUGUUAAUGUGGCCUUAUUGUGUGUGCAAGAAAGUGCUGCAGACAGGCCAACCAUGUCGACUGUUGUUUCUUUUCUUGAAAGCGAGACGACAUCUUUGCCUUUCCCUAAACAACCUGCCUUUACUUCAAACAGAAAUGUGGUUAAUAGUGUUGACUUAUCUACAGGUACAGGUCAUCAUCCACAACAUAAUUCUAUAAAUAAUCUAACGCUUUCAGAAGUAGAUGGCCGGUAA
Nelumbo nucifera (sacred lotus) is the source of this 1395-nucleotide messenger RNA. RefSeq names its product G-type lectin S-receptor-like serine/threonine-protein kinase At1g11330. Gene Ontology annotation, molecular function: ATP binding; protein serine/threonine kinase activity. Gene Ontology annotation, biological process: protein phosphorylation. Gene Ontology annotation, cellular component: plasma membrane. The record is from RefSeq and is a predicted model, not a curated record. Lineage: Eukaryota; Viridiplantae; Streptophyta; Magnoliopsida; Proteales; Nelumbonaceae.